This is a messenger RNA of Haliotis rubra (blacklip abalone), 1626 nucleotides long. RefSeq names its product U3 small nucleolar RNA-associated protein 15 homolog. Gene Ontology annotation, molecular function: protein binding. Gene Ontology annotation, biological process: positive regulation of transcription by RNA polymerase I; rRNA processing. NCBI's taxonomy places the organism in Eukaryota, Metazoa, Mollusca, Gastropoda, Lepetellida, Haliotidae. The record is from RefSeq and is a predicted model, not a curated record. Gene Ontology annotation, cellular component: nucleolus.
UAUUCAAGAUGGCGACCUCUUACAAGAAGACAUCCAUCAAAACAUAUCCACGUAUUACUGAAAAAGAAACCUCUGAUAACAUAUAUUGGAAGCAGUUAGAGGUUCCAGUGACCAAGAAGGAAUAUGGUGCCAUCACGGACAUUGAUUUCAGCCCCACAGAGCCAUACAACUACGCUGUCACCAACUCAACACGGGUACAAAUUUACAGCUCACAGACCAAUCAGAUCACUCGUACUUUGAAUCGGUUCCGUGAAGUGGCACAUUGUGGAUCAUUUCGAGAUGAUGGUCGUCUCCUUGUUGCUGGAAGUGAUGAAGCCCAAGUGAAACUGUUUGACACAAGCAGUGGAUCCAUGCUCAGAGUAUUCAAAGGACAUGAUGGCCCAGUGAAUGUGACCAGGUUUCUGCAGGAUCGGGUGAGAGUCAUGUCUGGCUCCAAUGACCGCUCAGUCCGAGUCUGGGAUGUCCCAAGCGAGAAGCCUGUGAUGAUUUAUGAUGAGCAUGAGGACUACGUGAGGUGCGGCGUAUCCAGCAUGGCCAGUACAGAUAUCAUCCUCACAGGUUCUUAUGAUCACACUGUUCGGAUGUUUGACACUCGGGUGAAGGGCAGCGCCAUGAUGGUCGACCAUGGGUACCCGGUAGAGAGUCUCGUCAUGUUCCCCCAUGGCAGCAUCUUCAUGUCAGCAGGUGGUAAUGUCAUCAAGGUGUGGGACGCUCUGGCUGGAGGGAGGCUUCUGGCCACACUGACCAACCACCACAAGACAGUCACGGCACUCACCUUCUGCAGCAAGUACCAACGCCUCCUGUCAGCAUCUCUGGACAGGCAUGUGAAGAUUUAUGACGUGGCAUCAUAUCAAGUCGUACACACACUCGACUAUCCAGGAGCUAUCCUCAGUCUGGCAGUUGCUCCCGAUGACAGUCUGGUGGUGGUUGGGAUGGCUGAUGGGCUUCUCUCUAUCAAGAAGAGGAAGAAAGACGAAGGGGAAGUGUUGGUCAAGAAGAAGAAGAAAGCCUCCUUCCGCUACACACUGGCAGGGAAGACCCACAUGCCACACCAGGUGAGCUACCACUUGAAACACAGGAGAGGGCAGCACCUUGCCAAGUAUGAUCUAUACUUCAGGAAGUUCCAGUACUCUAGGCUGGAUGCAGCUUUCAAUGUGACUGGCUGUUUGACAAGCCCGGAGAUCACAGUGAGUGUGAUCCAGGAGCUGGUUAGGUCGGAGCACUCUUGGGCAGCACUGGCAGGAAGACCUCCGUCAUACCUCAAGACUGUCAUCAAAUUCAUCAGGAGAAACAUCACAGAUCAGAGGUUUGCUCACACCCUCACUGAUGUGGCCAAUCUCCUUAUUGACUUGUACUCGGACCAGAUUGGACAAGGGACGGAGCUGGACAACCAGCUGGGGCAGCUGAAGGAGGUGCUGGGUAAUGAGAUGUUGUACAUGAAGGACCUGCUGGAGCUGAUGGGGGCCAUGGACACACUGUUCUCAGCCGCCACCCCCCUCUCCACCCCCAGCAAAGACACGGCCACCACCCCGAACAUCGCCCUCACACCAUCCACCUCUGCUCAGACAGUUUGACGUCUGCUCUCAUCACUAGUGUACAUAUGUAAAUAAAAAAUCUAAGAAGUAA